Molecule: messenger RNA, 1627 nt
Organism: Morus notabilis
Lineage: Eukaryota; Viridiplantae; Streptophyta; Magnoliopsida; Rosales; Moraceae
Product: methanol O-anthraniloyltransferase
Exons: 2
Coding region: 114-1487 (457 amino acids)
Source: RefSeq, a predicted model, not a curated record
CAUAUAUACAGCCAGCCAGCCAUUUAUAUAAGUAUAACAAACCUCUUCGCCCUGUAUCACUGAACCUAUUGGCUAGUACUACCCAAAAGAAAAGCAAAAAAAUAAAAUAAAAAAUGGCAUUAUCACCAUGCUCAUCUCUAACAAUUAAGGUGGACCGGUAUGAGCCAGUGCUUGUUAAACCCUCAAAACCAACACCUAAAGAGAUAAAACUAUUAUCAGAUAUAGAUGAUCAAGAAGGGCUGAGAUUUCAUGUUCCUGUGAUAUUCUUUUACAAGAAUAAUAACAACCCUUCAGUGAAAUUAGGGCAAGACCCCAACAGGGUCAUUAGGGAAGCACUAGGUAGAGCUCUAGUGUACUACUACCCGUUUGCCGGAAGGCUUAGGGAAGGUUCCAACGGGAAGCUCAUGGUGGAUUGCACCGGUGAAGGGGUCUUGUUCGUGGCGGCUAAGGCGGAUGUCGGGUUCGAUCAACUCGGAGAUGCAAUCCGACCACCAUCUCCAUUCCUAGAUCAGUUCUUGUAUAAUGUUCCUGGAUCGGAUGGUAUUCUUGGCUGUCCAUUGUUGUUGAUUCAGGUGACUCAGCUAAAAUGCGAGGGUUUUGUCUUGGCUGUACGCGUGAACCACACAAUGUGUGACGCAUUUGGGUUGGUCCAGUUCUUGAACACAAUUGCAGAAAUGGCACGUGGCAUAAAUAUUCCAUCUAUUCCUCCUGUUUGGCAACGAGAAAUCUUAAACGCCCGAAACCCACCAAGAAUAAAUUAUCCACAUCAAGAAUUCCAUGAAGUACCUACUAAUUCCAAGGGCCCAAACAUGAUCAUGGAUCCAAACGACGUCGUUCAAAGCUCAUUCUUCUUCAGCUCCAACCAAAUCAGGAACAUGAAAAAACGGCUUCCUAAACAUCUCCAAAACUGCUCGCGCUUUGAUUUAAUCACGGCAUGUUUAUGGAAAUGUCGGACGAUUGCACUUGAACUUGACCCAAAAGAAAUUGUUCUUGUUUCUUGCAUAGUAAGGUUACGUGGAAACAACAACGCUAAAAAUCUCAGUCUCCCAUUGGGAUACUACGGUAAUGCGUUCGCUUACCCGGCUGUGGUUUUGAAGCCUAGGGUUUUGUGCGAAAGCUCGUUAGGACACGUAGUAGAGUUGGUGAAGAAGGCCAAGGCGGAAAUGAGUGAGGACUAUAUAAAAUCCGUUGCCGAUCUGAUGGUGACUAGAGGACGGCCUUUGCACGCGGUUUCGGGGAACUAUUUUGUCUCGGAUAAUACACGUGUGGGGUAUGGGGAGAUCGAUUUUGGGUGGGGUUUGCCGGUGUUCGGCGGACCUGCGAAGGCGUUGUCUUUUAUUAGCUUUUAUGUUGAGUACGAGGAGAAAGGGGAGAAAGGGGUGGUGGUGCCGAUAUGCUUGCCGACGGUGCGUGCUAUGGAUAGGUUUGAGCAAGAGUUGAAGAAGAUGAUUGAUAUUCAUGAAGAAAAGUCUUCUACGACGUAUUAAUUCAAGGAAUUAAAAUUUGUAUCCUCGCUUUAAAUGGAGAGUCUUUCUUUGAAUUGAAGCCUCAAGAUUCGUAUAGAAAAUAGUUAUUUGUUAUAAUAAUUGUAGAGGGAAAGCAUUAUGUAAAAUAAAGGUCUCAUAUA